AUGAAAGCGGCGCAGAAACGUGGACGAACGGCUCUGGAAACGCCGGUCAAUGCAAGGCGCAAGUCAUCGCGAUCGCAAGGCCACAAACGCACCGUGUCGACCAGCUCCGCUACCGUGACCGCAUCAGCAAGUAACAAGGCCAAGAACUCGUCUCGCCGGCACAACAAGGAUCAGUCAGAUGACGAUGACGAAGCAAACCUGUUUAUGAGCUCAAAGGCAAACGGUGGUACUGGUGUAACAGAAGAUGAGAGUGAUUUUGAGGCGGAUCAGCGUAAUGCUGCGUACUGGAAGUACAGGUCCAUAGAAGACAUUCAUACGAAGGGUACCGACGAAGAACAAGAGGACGCGGAGUCUGUUGAGGAGCAGGAAGACGAGGGGGAGGCAGAACCGGUGUCAAAGCGUCGACGCGUGAACGCAAAGCACCUUCCCCACUACUCCGAAGGCGGUUGCGAAGGACCUUCCACCGCGGAAAAAGGUCAACAAGACAACUCACUCACGGCGCCACUCGACACAAUCAUCCCGCAGUUCGACUCCGCCGUCUGA
Messenger RNA from Punctularia strigosozonata HHB-11173 SS5, 543 nucleotides. RefSeq lists its product as uncharacterized. Bases 1 to 543 code for a protein of 180 amino acids. NCBI's taxonomy places the organism in Eukaryota, Fungi, Basidiomycota, Agaricomycetes, Corticiales, Punctulariaceae. The record is from RefSeq and is a predicted model, not a curated record. The transcript has 4 exons.